Messenger RNA from Fusarium coffeatum, 1488 nucleotides. RefSeq lists its product as uncharacterized. Lineage: Eukaryota; Fungi; Ascomycota; Sordariomycetes; Hypocreales; Nectriaceae. Bases 1 to 1488 code for a protein of 495 amino acids. The record is from RefSeq and is a predicted model, not a curated record. The transcript is spliced from 2 exons.
AUGUCGCUCAAGGAUCGAAUCUCGUCCCCGCUCGAGGCUGGUACCUCUAUCCUCGAUGCCCACCAUCUACCGCCGCACCUAGCACCUGCUCUCGAGCAUGCAUCUUCUUGUCUUGCUCGAAAGUCUCAGCACAUCACCCUUGUUGUCGCUCGUCGAGACUACCAGCUUCCAUCCGUCGUUCCGCCCAAGGGUUUAUUGACUCCAACGACUCCAACGACCCUAUCUCCCGGUUUCCGUCUCAACUUCUCACAGGGUCCCGUUUCUAGGCUCAGGUCCUUGAUGAAGAAGGGUUCCUCAGUGUCCCUUCGAUCAAUAGACUCGCCGCGAAGUGGGCUAUCUUCGCCUGGCCAGGUUCCCCCACUUGAAAUAUCCAGCCCUCGGUUGAAAUGGCCUAUGUCGCCCUCAACACCCCUGUCUCCUCCUCCCAUGACACCUUGUACUGCCUCGUCGACGACUACAGAUACCAUGAGCUCCAUGAUGACCGCUUCAUCGGGUUUUGGUAUGCGGCUCAUCCACACCAAUGAGCUUAACCCUAGAUCUGAAAAGAUACUGAACUCGAUAUUGGCCAAAACAGAAAAGAAGUUUGCCCUUGGACCAGAGUGGCUCUCGGCCGCUGUCAGGCCUUCAUCCUGCGGCCUCACAAAUCAACUCAUUCACAGCUCCAUCAUUCAAAAUGAGGUCCUCUUCUGCUCGGAGGGCCUCACCAUUUUAUCACUUGACAGAUUGUACAGCUUGAAGAGUGCUCUUUCUAGCUACUCAAAGACGAAAUCCCCUCUCCGCCUCGAAGACGCCGUCGACGAACUCAGACGCAUCAUCCUAGCAACCAAUGGCACAAAGGUUUCCAAGACGGCUAUACUUCGAUCGUAUGACUGGUUGAGUGUGUCGAACUCCGCCCUGGUCGAUUUGGAUCGCAUGUAUCGACGAGCAUACGGAGGACCGGAACAGCACGGGGGAAUUUCAGGCCUUACGAGCUUCGUCGAACCAGCUAUCAAGCCCAUCAGCGAUUCUCAGGAACGGCAUAUAGAGGAAGAGGCGGACGAGGUCACGACUAACGUAGCAGCGUCUAAAGGGAAAACACCAUCGCCGAAGCCUUUGCUCAAGCUACAGACGAAUUUCACUCCCGGGCCUCUUCUUAGGCCAAAACCAAAGAAAUUAGAGGCUUCAGCCCAAGUGCCAGCUCAAGUCGAAGUUAGGGAAGAGGAAGAUGGAGAUCGGACAGCACGACCGACGGACCAGUUGUAUUUCACCAUGCAGCAGUGGGAGCCGCCCUCAACGAUAGAUCAGGUCCUAACUGCAGGACCAGUGAAUCGAAGUGCCUUCAGUCCUCUCACACCAACCCCUAUCAUGAGUCCAGGGUCAACUAAAUUCGGUCCUAUGACACCGCACGAGUAUGAUGAUAUAUCCCCGACAACACGGGGAGAAUGGGGGUUCAUGUUGGCGGACAAUGCCUUCCAAAGUGGUCGCAAAGUUGGAGUCGAGACAUUUUGA